Scylla paramamosain (green mud crab) is the source of this 3832-nucleotide messenger RNA. RefSeq lists its product as uncharacterized. The coding region runs from base 678 to 3314 and encodes 878 amino acids. Gene Ontology annotation, cellular component: membrane. Gene Ontology annotation, molecular function: ligand-gated monoatomic ion channel activity. The transcript is spliced from 10 exons. The record is from RefSeq and is a predicted model, not a curated record. Lineage: Eukaryota; Metazoa; Arthropoda; Malacostraca; Decapoda; Portunidae.
UAAUUUCCACGCUGAGCUCUGGGUUGUAUGGCCAGUGUUGGUGAGGUUUCAGGUAACACGGAAUUCUCUCUUUGUUGAAGCUCACGGUCCACUAGCGAAGAAAAGCAUCAUUGUUUUAUUGAUAGCGCCAGCACCGCGGCCCCCACCUUCCCUCACGGCGGCCAGGUGUCAGAAAAGGAGGGAAGAAGGCCAGCGGAGAAAGCAGAAUAGUACAAAAGAGAAAGAAAGAAACUAAAAAAAGUAAGAAGGGAAAGCAGUACAUUGAGAAGAACAGACAUACAAGGACAGAAAGAGAGAAGGAGGGCGAGAAGUGAAAAAAAAGACAGAUGACAGAGAUAAAACAGAUGGAGAAAGGAUGGGAGUGGUGAGAAAAAAAAAUAAAUAAAAAAAGAGAUCAGGGUGAGUGGAUAGGAAUUUGAGGCGGUGAUGGAGUCAAGCGGAACCAGAAAGAAUGAGAAGCUGCUGGCUGGAGAAUUACUGAGCUUGUGUCGACACGUAUGAAGUAACUACCUACCCAUCUGCAUGAACACACACUUGCAGACUUUACAAGCGACACACGUCCAUCACCAUCAUUGCCACAGUCCUUUCAUCGACCUGACGUGAAGAGGUACAGGAGGAGGAGGAGGAGGAGGAGGGAAAACAAGGACAAGAACAAGAAUAAGAAUAAGAACAAGAGGAUGCGGAGAGGUGAAGGAGGGAAAAGACGAAAAGGAAAAGAAAAAAGAAAAGAACAGAACAAGAAACAGCAACAACAACAUCAACAACAACAGCAAGCAGCAGCAGCGAGUGGCGUGCAAUCCUUUGUGACGUCACUACCACGGGAGGACGAGGACACGCACGCACAGGACGGUCAGUUUAUAAAGAGGUUGCGUGGUCCCGAGGCGGAUGGCAGUGCGUUGCGAGGGCUUCGAGGGAUGGCAGUGGCGGUGUGGCUGCGGGCUGGUCCGUUGCUGCUCGUGAUACAGAUGGUGUUGCUGCCUGGGAGUGGGGCGCAGGGAGGUGAGGCGGCCAUGGAGGGUCUGCUGAGGACCAUCGUUCAGAAAGGCUUGAACGAUUGCCACUUAGCUGUCGUGGGCUACGGGCCGAGCGUCAUCGCAAGCAUUCUGAGAGGCCUGGAUGGCAGCGGCGCCUCCGUCCUGCCGCGCACCGUGGUGGACGUGGCGGAGUCGUGGCAAGGGCGCGGCGACCUGAUGGAGGGCGUGGUGCAGGGGGACAUGAGGGCAGCGUGCAGGCUGAUGGUGGCACAGGCAAAGGGCAGAGGCAAGGAGGACGUGUUUCGGUUCCUGGAGGUGGCGGGACUGUACGAAUGGGAGAAGACUUUCGUUGUGUUAGUUGGGGAAGAGGAGGAGGGAGAGGAAGAGGACGUGAAAGGAAAUGAUAUAGAAGAGAUUUUGCUUCAUCACACGUUUAGAAACACCCACUUUCUCCUGUACCUUGUGCCUCUACCUUCUAAUUCCCUACGUCCUGUCCAUCAGCUUCACCCUACCACUGAUAGUCCUACUGCUACUACUACCGCGUUUGCUGCUGCUGUGAGGAACAAGAGAAUUAAGUUUAUCGACGCUCUGUCUGCCACCUCCACUGCGGCACAAAAGACGAAUGAAGGCCUGGUCAAGGUGUACACGCGCUGCUUGUACUGUGAUGGCGGAAGUCCUGCUGUGCGUCUUCUAUACACCUGGAGGCAUUCAUCUGCACAACAGCCGACCAACACCACCAUCUUCUUCCCCGGGCCACUGCGGAGCCUUGAGGGUCAUCGGCUGCGUGUGGUGUCCAUGGAGUGGUUUCCUUUUAUCGACUACAAGCGGAGCACUCCGGAGGGCGGCGCCGUGGUCACCCCGCGAGACUCACUUGACUACCGCAUGCUGAAGGAGAUCUCCAAGCGACUCAACUUCACGUACGAGAUGCGCGCUCCUUGGGACAACCAGUGGGGGACGUCGACGGACAGCGGCAACUGGACGGGGGUCGUAGGGACGCUGCAGCACCAGAAGGCAGACUUUUCCAUGAUGCUCUCGUACAUGCCGACGCGCCUGCCUGUCGUCCACUACUCCAGAAUCUACGCCUCGGAGCCACUCGUUAUGGUGACCUCCAAGCCGAGGCCUCUCUCACAGUCCUUUGCUCUCGUGCGGCCUUUCUCCGGGGAGGUGUGGGUGUUGACGCUAGCCUCGGCAAUGGCGGCAGGCGUGGUGUUAUGGGGGCUGCAGCGUGUGUGGGCGUGGGUGGCAGGGCGCGAGAAGCCUGAGCUUGGUCGCGCUAUGAUGACUACGUGGGGCAUCUUGCUGGAGGACCCGCCCGUCAAGCUGCCCGCCAAUCCGACAGGCCAGAUGGUGGUAGGAUGGUGGUGGGUGUACUGCAUGCUGCUCACCAUCGUGUACCGCUCCUCACUCAUCGCUCACCUCACCGUGCCCGGACAGUCUUCCACGUUGGAGAGCCUCGCUGACUUGCUCGAGGCACACCAACGGGAGCGCUGGACGUGGGGAUACGAGCCCACCUACGGCAGCGGAUGGGAGUGGCUCAAGAUUAACGAAAGUCCCAUCGUCAGGACUGUGUUCAAGUCCCUCAUACUGGUGGGCCUGGAUGAGCAGCUGGCGCGGGUGCUGCGUGGUCGCCACGCCUUCAUCACAUGGAAGUACUACAUUCGCUCGGUGGUGGCGGCGCGCUUCAAGGGAGCCUCGCCCCUUCACACGGCGCGGGAGGAACUCUUCAACUAUGGCGGCUACGGCUGGGGGUUCAGGAAGGGCGCGCCAUUCAGGAGUUUGAUGGACGGCAUGAAGAUACGCCUGGUGGAAUCUGGGGUGAUCACCACGUGGCUGGACCAGCUGGUGCUGACACCCCACCCCUCCACACCCGCCACGGCCUCGCCCGACACACAGCAGAACCCGAUCCCACAUGCAGGGCACCCGCACCCAACACCUGCUUGCUUGUCUGUCUAUCUGUCUGUCUGUCUGUCGAAGUGGUCCUCAGUUUUUGGUUUUGUUUCAUUUCAUGUUCAUGUCUGUCUGUCUGUUGGUUUGUUUGUCUGUCUUUCUGUCUGUCAGUCUGUCUGUCUGUCAGUCUGCCUCUCUGUCUGCUUGUCUACCCGCCUGUCUGUCUGUCCGUCGCUAUGUCUGUCUCUGUUGACGUAUUCCUUAAUUUGGUUUUGCUAUAUUUCAUGUUCACGUUUGGUUAUUCGUUGUUUCUUUUUAGUAUCAAAAAAUGCUUGGAACAAAAGCGAGAACAAUAAUACCACUCCGCAGCUAAAUAAUACUCAACACUUACGUAGUUUAUUGCCUGCAGCGUUUGACAAAUCCGUUCAAUGGUUUAUCGGUGAAGUUGAGUAAUAAAUGAACAGCAACACUUGAAACAAAGCCUGAGCUAUAAGCAAUUUGGCAGUGGAAUAUUACUAUAGCAAUAAAUACUACUGGUAAUGAUUAUUGUCGUCAACAUCAUCAUCAUCAUCAUCAUCAUCAUCAUCAUCAUCGUCGUCGUCCUCAUCGUCAUCAUCAACGUCGUUGUCUCCUUCGUCAUCAUCUUAGUAGUAAUGAAUAAUAAUGACAUUGAUAGCAGCAGCAGUAGCAGCAGUAGAAAGUAAAGCCAAGGAACGAAUCAGCAGGCCUAUCGCUCUCUGAUGCAUGAAAUAUAGUAUUUUUUUUCUUUCUUUGUAGAGUUGAAAUCUUUGAAAUAUCGUUACAUUUGUAAGAUUGGCUAUUGCCCAUCUAAUGGUUUCAUCUCCAAAGUCGGCCUUAAUUUUAUGAGAAAGUGAGGCAGGCAGAAGACAGACAGACCAAGCGCUCUUAGUAAUAUACGUACGUUCAUUAUCACUAACACCAACAACAAUACCAUUAAUGAUGAUGAUGAU